This is a messenger RNA of Fomitiporia mediterranea MF3/22, 1223 nucleotides long. RefSeq lists its product as uncharacterized. The transcript is spliced from 7 exons. The record is from RefSeq and is a predicted model, not a curated record. Bases 1 to 936 code for a protein of 311 amino acids. NCBI's taxonomy places the organism in Eukaryota, Fungi, Basidiomycota, Agaricomycetes, Hymenochaetales, Hymenochaetaceae.
AUGUCUGCUGCACCUGAGACUACGACAGCUGCCCCGGAGGUGAAAACCGAGGAAACUACCCCUGCCCCCGCCACGGAGGCAACCCCGGCCGCCGAGCCCGCUAAGGCUGAAGAGCCUGUUGCUGAGGCUGCCAAGGAGGAAGUGAAGGCUGAGGAGGCUCCUGCCCCCGCAAAUGCAGAGGCUUCUGAGCCUGCUGCUACUACAGAAGCGAAGCCCGUAUGUCCUGAUGGCAUUUUCUUUGAUUCAAUGGCUUUGAUUAACGUCUUGUUUAAGGCGGCUGAAGAGUCGGCAAAGGACGACGCGACUCCCGCCGCGGCUGAGGGCACGGAAGCCAAGAAGGAGGACAGGCCAAAGAGCCCGAGCUUCCUGUCCAAGAUCCUUGCUCCCUUCAAGGAGAUAAAGGUGAAGGCUCCUAAGAGCCCCAAGAAAGAGAAGAAGAAGGAGGAGGUUGAGGCUCCUGUUGCUGCUGCAUCGGAGGAACCGGCCAAAGAGGAGGCGGCUCCUGCAGAGCCCGCGAAGGCAGAGGAGACGCCCGCUCAACCUUCGAAGGAGGUUAGCGAAUCCACUUCGGCACCGGCCGAGGAGGCCGCGGCACCUUCUGAGCCUGCGAAGGAAGAGGUAAAAGAAGAGAAGAAGGAAGAAAAGCCAGAGAAAUCCGAAAAGGAGGAGGAACACAAGAAGCUCAAAGUUGGCCGUCGUCUUUCUACCCGUAUCAACUCUCUUUUCAAGGCAAAGUCCUCAAAGGAUGAGAGCUCACAUCCUGCAAAGGUAGACGAGCACCCACCGAAGAUCGAUGAGCCUAAACCUGUUGCCCCCCUCGAGAACCCGGCCAGUGAAGGUGAGGCUGCCGCUCCGCCUAAGGAGGCAGCCCCUGCAACUGAGGAACCAGCGAAGCCCGCCGAACCGUCGCCGACGCCAGUUGCUGCGGCUGCGUAAACGACACAGUGUCGUUUCUAGCUUCGACGAUCCUUACGUUGUUUAUGCCUUCGCCCGCCCUUCAUGAUGUUUUCCUUCUGACUUCUCAAAGUAUUGGUUUUUUUUUGCGUGUGCAGCAUGGUCAUGAUUCCUGCCUUUCCAACAUUCUCAUAACAUUCGCUAAUACUCCCAUCUCUAUUUCUUUAUUCCAUGCGUUGGAUUUUGAUACCAUUCUUCAUUGCGUUUUCAUAGCUACAUCAUGUAAUUGAUUUCGGAAUGCCAGAUUAUAUGAUUUCUUUGAUAGUUUC